Molecule: messenger RNA, 1579 nt
Organism: Cuscuta campestris
Lineage: Eukaryota; Viridiplantae; Streptophyta; Magnoliopsida; Solanales; Convolvulaceae
Source: the annotation of a GenBank genome assembly
AUCGGCAUGUGGAGGACUAUCCCAUGAUGGGCCACUACAGUGAUUCCGUCUCUCUGUUUAAGGAUAUCUUCUCAUCUGGAGUUGUUAUAAAUAAUUACACCCUGAGCAUUGCUGCCAAUUCUCUGGCUCGUCUGCAUAGAGUGGACUUGGGUUUUGCUAUCUUAGGGAGCCACUUGAAGCUGGGUUUGGUUCCCAAUGUGGUUUUCUUCAACACCUUAAUGAAAGGGAUGUUCCUCCAAGGACACACUGGCAAGGCUAUUAAGUUGCUUCAUUUGUUUGAGGAGAAAGGACAUUGCAAGCCAGAUGUACAUGCAUAUACCACCAUCAUUGAUUCAUUGUGUAAGGAUAAAAUGAUGGACGAUGCCCUUUCCCUGCUAACCAAGAUGAGGGAAAAGGGCAUUCCUCCUAAUGUUGUCACCUACAGUUCCCUAAUUCAUGGACUAUGUACAUUGAGUCGUUGGGAAGAGGUCAAGGAGUUAUUGAAAAGAAUGGUGGACUCUAGAAUUCCUCUUAAUGUCCUUACAUAUAGCAUAUUGGUUAGUGGGUUUUGCAAGGAAGGAUAUACCAACUAUGCUGAAAAAAUCAUAGAGACAAUGAUUCAACAAGGUGUAGAUCCCAACGUAGUUACGUACAAUGCUUUGAUGGAUGGAUACUGCUUACAAGGAAAGAUGGACAGUGCAUCAAAGCUCUUAAAUACCAUGAUACAUAGGGCAUGUGGCCCUGAUAUUUGCACUUACAAUAUUCUGAUAAAUGGAUACUGCAAGAGUGGGUGUUCAGAUAAGGCCAUGCAAUUGUUUGAAGAAAUCCCUAGCAUUGGCCUAAAGCCAACACUUGUUACCUACAACAAAAAUCAAGAAUAUCCUGAUCUUGUCACCUACAAUAUUAUUUUGGAUGGCUUCUGCAAGAACGAUCGUGUUCCUCAAGCGCUUUCUUUACUGAGGAUGAUGGAAGCUAAGAGUCCUAUCCCCGAUAUCAUUAGCUAUAGUACUGUCAUAAAUGGACUAUUCAAAGAUGGAAAAUCAUGCAGUGCAAUAGAACUGUUCAAUGCCCUUCCCACUAAAGGUCUGCAACCAAAUGUUAUAACUUACAGAAGUAUGAUAAGUGGGCUUUGCCAAGAAGGCUUGCUAGAAGAUGCAAAAGGCAUGCUCAUGAAAAUGGAGAAAAAAGGUGUGAUGCCAGAUAGCGUGGCAUACAAUCAACUGGAUGACUUUGCUGCUUACUCUGUUCAUGUAGUCAUGUUCUUCAUUGAGUUGCAGGUGAUCCAGGUGUCCGAAUCCUCCAUGAUAAUUUACCAACAAGUUUGUCACCUUCAACAUGGAACUCAUGCACUUGGCAAUCAAAUGCGUCAAAAGUGGGGUUUAAUCCACUGGUUAUAAACCAUUUCCCCUCAAAAUCUUUCAUCCUGAAGUUUUUGGCAAGAACACUUUACUGGAUUGGGAGCAGGAAAUUCGCCUAGGUCUGAUUUACGUGGUACACAUUUCUUUCGUGACACUGCACACUCAUUGAUUGAACUCAUCUACCACACUGUUUUCAAACAAAUCACCACAUUUUAUCUGCAAAGUAAAAACAAGAAGAUUUU